ACUAAACCUCAGACGUCAUCAGCGCGCGCCUGCUGUGUUGCUCGCGCCAUUCCUACAAGCGUGUGUGUUUCCAUCUCCCAUUACAUUACCAUUGGCAGAGCAGUAACAGCCGCUGUACAGCACAGAUUCUGUUUUUUAACCGUCGUUCUUUUAGAUAUCUAUCCAGCCAUGGAUAUGGACGGUGCCAGUUCAGUGGUGCUGCAGGCCUUAACCCAAGCUACCAGUCAGGACACAGCUGUGCUGAAACCUGCGGAGGAGCAGCUCCGACAGUGGGAGACGCAGCCAGGUUUCUACUCUGUCCUUCUGAAUAUCUUCAAUAACCACAUGCUCGACGUGAACGUCAGGUGGCUGGCUGUGCUGUACUUCAAAAACGGCAUUGACAGAUACUGGAGGAGAGUAGCGCCUCAUGCUUUAUCAGAAGAGGAGAAGACAUCGUUGCGUGCUGGCCUCAUCACAAACUUCAAUGAGCCUGUCAAUCAGAUAGCGACCCAGAUUGCAGUACUGAUAGCCAAGGUGGCCCGUCUGGACUGCCCCAGGCAAUGGCCAGAGCUCAUUCCCAUUCUUCUCGAGUCCGUGAAGGGUCAGGACGGCUUGCAGCAGCACAGGGCACUGCUAACCUUCUAUCAUGUCACCAAAACCCUCGCGUCCAAACGUCUGGCGCAGGACAGACGACUCUUCCAGGAUCUGGCGUCUGGAAUCUACAGCUUUGCGUGCUCCCUGUGGAGCCAUCACACCGACUGCUUCCUCCAGCAGAUCUAUGCCAGAGAUGAGGCUGGAGCGCUCGGCUCACUGGAGAGGACGCUGCUCUCUCUCAAAGUGCUUCGCAAGUUGACAGUCUUUGGAUUUCAAGAGCCACAACAGAAUAUGGAAGUGAUGGGUUUCCUGAAUGCAGUGUUUGAGAGGCUAAAACAGUUCUUGGAAUGCUGUCGGCAGGUUGGUCCAGACAGCACAUGUCGAGAAAAGCUGGAGAAGAUAAUCAUACUGUACACUAAAGUUUUGUUAGAUUUCCUGGAGUACCAUCCGUGUGCAUUUAUACCCCUAAUCCAGCGUUCCCUGGAGUUUGCCGUCAGCUACCUAUUUACACCUGCAGGGGAGGGAGUGACAUUUGAACGCUUUAUCGUUCAGUGCAUGAACCUCAUCAAGAUCAUUGUUAAGAAUGAUGCCUACAAACCCUGCAAGAACCUCGAGGACAGUAAACCAGAGAGUCUGGAGGCUCACAAGAUUAAGACGGCAUUCUUUACACACCCCACACUGACCGAGAUUGGACGCCGGCUCGUCUCACACUACUUCCUUCUCACAGAGGAAGAGCUGGCAAUGUGGGAAGAGGACCCAGAGAGCUUUGCUGUUGAAGAAACAGGCGGUGACUCUUGGAAAUACAGUUUACGGCCCUGUACAGAAGUAUUGUUCCUGGAUAUCUUCCACAACUACAACCAGACACUGAUCCUUAAAAUCGCUUCUUGGGGGGCGCAAUUUGGGCCUCACAGAUACAAGUUGAUUCGCCGCCGCGUCAUCUGGCUAAUAGGACAGUGGAUCUCGGUCAAGUUCAAAUCUGACCUUCGACCUUUACUCUACGAGGUCAUCCUGAGCCUCAUGCAGGAUCCCGACUUGGUGGUGCGGAUUGAGACAGCUACAACCCUGAAGCUCACUGUUGAUGACUUUGAGUUCCGAACAGAGCAAUUCCUCCCUUACCUCGAGUCUAUCUUCGGGCUGCUCUUUCAGUUGUUGCAGCAGGUGACAGAGUGUGACACUAAAAUGCAGGUGCUCCAUGUCAUCUCCUGUGUCAUCGAGAGAGUCAACAUCCAGAUUCGGCCAUACGUAGGCUGUCUGGUGCAGUACCUGCCCCUGCUCUGGAAGCAGUCUGAAGACCACAACAUGCUACGAUGUGCCAUCCUCACUACACUCAUUCACCUGGUGCAGGGCCUGGGGGCAGAGUCUAAGAAUCUGUACCCUUUCCUUCUUCCUGUCAUCCAGCUGAGCACCGAUGUUUCCCAGCCGCCACAUGUGUAUUUACUGGAGGAUGGACUGGAGCUUUGGUUGGUGACUUUGGAGAACAGCCCAGCCAUCACCCCGGAGCUGCUCAGAAUUUUCCAGAACAUGUCAGCUUUGCUGGAGUUGAGCUCCGAGAACCUGCGCACCUGCUUUCAGAUUGUAAAUGCCUACUUAUAUUUGUCUGCCACAGACUUUCUUCAGAACUAUGCAGAGUCAUUGUGUCGAGCUUUCUGCAGUCUGCUGAAAGACAUCACGAAUGAGGGACAGGUCCAAGUGCUCAAGGUGGUGGAGAUAGCUUUAAAGGUUAGCCCCAUACUGGGAGCCCACAUGUUCCAGCCCCUGCUGCCACCUGUCUUCAGAGGUAUUGUGGACGGCGAGAGAUAUCCCGUGGUGAUGUCGACCUACCUAGGAAUCAUGGGCCGCAUCCUUCUCCAGAACUCCAGUUUCUUCUCCUCACUGCUCACUCAAAUGGCUUCUGAGUGCAGCCAGAAGAUGGACCAGUUGUUGGGCAGUGUUAUAGAGAUGUGGGUCGACCGCAUGGACAACAUCACUCAGCCAGAGAGGAGGAAGCUAUCGUCGCUGGCUCUGCUUUCCCUCCUACCAUCUGACAACAGUGUGAUCCAGGACAAGUUCUGUGGCAUCAUCAACAUCUCCGUCGAGGCACUGCAUGAUGUCAUGACAGAAGAUUCUGAAACAGGCACCUUCAAAGAUUGCAUGCUGAUGAGCCAUUUUGAGGAGCCCAAGCUGAGUGACGAUGAAGAGCCACCAACUGAGCAGGACAAGAGGAAGAAACUGUUGGCUUUGGAGGACCCGGUGCACAGUGUUUCCCUCCAGCAGUUUGUCUAUGAGAAGCUGAAGGCGCAGCAGGCCAUGAUGGGGGACCAGGGCUUCGGGGUCCUGAUGGAGACCGUGGACACAGAGCUCGUCAGGCAGCUCCAGGAGUUCCUCCAAGGCCUUUGAAUCACCUCUACAAUUCUUCACUACCUUACAGAACCAUCUCCGCCUGUUUUUGAAAAUGUACACGAAAGGCUAAGAAUCUGCCCAACGUGUGGACAACCCCCCCCCCCCCCCCCUCCCAGCCGCUACCCAUGCUUUGCCUUAUCAAUAUUCAGACCUAGCCUUGUCGACUGUCCUCAGAUAACACCCCUCGUCCCUUUCUCUAGUUUUUGAUUCCUUUACAUCCUUUUUUGUUUUUUACUAAGAUGGGUUUUAAGUGGGUACUUUAAAAUGUGAAAGUACCAUCACACCUACAUAAAAACAUCACCACACUAGAGCUUCCACUCAAUUAUUGUAGUUUCUUCUCUUUCUGUGGUUUUAAGGUGGAAUGGGUAGAAAAUUGGACGGAUGGUGUAAAAGUUGGGGUUUUGAGGAGGAUAUACUGUUCCCUGCAGGUGCCAGAGCAGGAGCCUCAGACUAUUUUCUAUGGAGAAACAUAGCAGAAAUGUGCAUAAACCGUACCUAAAGGACCUAAAGCAGUGUUUACAGAAUCUAUUCUUAAAAAGAGAAAAAAAAGAAAUGUAAAUUUUUUUAUGUAUGUAAAGUAUGGAUGAUAUUCUGCAUUUCAAUAUUUUAGUUUGUUUUUAGUUUGUGUUAAUUUCUCUUCCAUUUAAAGAUAAUAAUUUUGUCCUAACCAGAGGUCAAGUUGAAGUAACUACUGAAAGAACUCAUGAGUGUUUUUCUUUCUUUUUGAGUUGAGUUAGAGGGACAUUUUGUUGACUGUAAAAUGGGUGAUUUUUAAAUGGUUGAUUGCUGAACCACAUUUAUAUGUGCAUACAUACUGCUGCUAUUUGAUGGUGUGUUGGAGCACUUUAAUAACCAAAAACUGUUUCAUCUGUUUUCAUCUUUUUCUCAUUGGUAUCUUCUCACAUAACAGUGGUAGAACGCCUCGGAGCAGCGCAGCAGGAUUAUGCAAAUUACGCUUUAGUUGCAUUAAGACCCCCCCGUCUUAAACUGUUGCCAUAUUUCAGGUCUCAAUAACUUGUACAAAAUAGACAUAACAUAACAUUAGACUGUGUCUUCACUAUUUAAUUUGAUGAAGUCUGACCUAGGUAGCUGUUAAAGAAGUCCCAUUGUGAGCCACUACAACUUUAUGAGUCAAAAUACAUUGUAUAUGUCCUGCUGCCCUGCCAGUUCCACCAAUUGGUUAGGACUUUUUAGUGGUAGAAAUUAAGCUUUGAUCUAUUUGAUUUGACAGAACAACCAGUUCUCCAGUCAUUUUUUCACAGAACAAUUGAUUAUUUGGACAUUUGGCAAACCUAUACAGUAUUAUAUAAAAAAAAAGACUUAAUAUUGCCUUUAAAAGUGCACUCUGAGUUCCUGCAUGCUCACUUCUGUUGACGCUUCAAGUCAAUUCAAAACACACAGAUCCUCUAGAGUUUUUGAUACUGUUUCCAAAAAGUAAUUUCAAGCAUAUUAGACCACUAUUGCACUUGCAUGAAGUUUAAAAACAUGUUUCUGUAACUUUAAUGACUAACUGUCAGUGACCCCCAUACCCUCCCCCAUCCAUCUUGUCGGUGAUUGGCUGGAGUGUUUUUUUUGUGUGUGUGUGUGUGUGUUUUUUGGGGCUUUUCCCCCUUUAUUUCAGAGUGACAGUGGAUAGACAGGAAAGGUGGGAGAGAGAUGGGGGAUGACACGCAGCAAAGGGCCGCAGGUCGGACUCGAACCCCGGGCCACUGCAGAGGACUCAGCCUACAUGGGGCCCACGCUGUUACUCGGUGAGCUAGAGGUUGUCCCUUGAGUGUUUUGUUGUAUUUCCUGCACAGGCUGUGCCUCUAGUGUUUGACCUUCACAACCCCUGUGUUGUCUCCCAAGACCGGGCUUUUUAUCACAGUGUAUUCAGGGGGCAGGCAGCUAGCGGAUCAAGGAGAGAUGCCAACGAUUUGAGAUAAAAGUUAAAUUGCGCUGAAACCAUGCAGGAACUCAUAGGGCACCUUUUAAUAGUUGAAAAAGAAAUCUCUAUACAUAAACCUGUUUAAUGCAGAAUCCAGAUGGGGUCGUAUAAAAAGUAUCUAUUGUUUUCAGUGAAAAAUGUAAUUUACUUUGGGUUACACUGCCUUUAUAAUCCAUUCUUCUGGAAUUUAUGGAUAAAUGUGGUUUUAUUUGCUCUAGUUAGGUUGGUCAACUUCCCUGGGAAGGAGAUCAUCUUGACACUGUGAUAGAGUUGAGUAGCAGUCAGAAUAACGGCCUUAUGCUUUCAGCCUUACCUAUCCUUGAAACUAAAAAAAACUUUACUAUUAUGUUAAUUUCUUAACUAGUGUAAACAGUAGAUGAUUUCUGUCCUCCUAUUCUGUUAAUGACCGCAAUUAUGAAGUUAAGAAUGUAACUCGAAACACACUAAAGAGAUGUUUUUGGGGUUAUACGUUUGGUUACGCUUUGAUGGGAAAUAAUCCUUGUUGCUUUUUCCAAAGCGUUCAAUAAAAUGCAGUAAUCAGCCAAAA
Molecule: messenger RNA, 5426 nt
Organism: Etheostoma spectabile (orangethroat darter)
Lineage: Eukaryota; Metazoa; Chordata; Actinopteri; Perciformes; Percidae
Gene: ipo11
Product: importin 11
Exons: 29
Coding region: 169-2949 (926 amino acids)
Biological process (GO): protein import into nucleus
Cellular component (GO): nuclear envelope; cytosol
Molecular function (GO): small GTPase binding
Source: RefSeq, a predicted model, not a curated record